AUGGCAACUCCCAAGCAGGUGACAAAGAAGGCGUCGAAGAAGCACGGCGGCAGCCGCUCCGCCAAGGCGGGUCUGAUCUUUCCCGUGGGUCGCGUGGGCUCACUGCUGCGUCGCGGUCAGUACGCGCGCCGCGUUGGUGCGUCUGGUGCAGUGUACAUGGCGGCCGUGCUGGAGUACCUGACCGCUGAGCUGCUGGAGCUCUCCGUGAAGGCGGCGAGCCAGCAGGCAAAGAAGCCAAAGCGCCUGACACCCCGCACGGUGACACUCGCUGUGCGCCACGACGAUGACCUUGGUGCACUGCUGCAGAACGUGACGCUGUCACGCGGUGGUGUGAUGCCAAGCCUACACAAGGCACUGGCAAAGAAGCAGAAGAGCAGCAAGAAGGCAAAGGCGACUCCCAGCGCUUAG
This is a messenger RNA of Trypanosoma theileri, 408 nucleotides long. Its product is annotated as putative histone H2A. Gene Ontology annotation, molecular function: protein heterodimerization activity; structural constituent of chromatin; DNA binding. Gene Ontology annotation, cellular component: nucleosome. The transcript has a single exon. The record is from RefSeq and is a predicted model, not a curated record. Lineage: Eukaryota; Euglenozoa; Kinetoplastea; Trypanosomatida; Trypanosomatidae. Bases 1 to 408 code for a protein of 135 amino acids.